Molecule: messenger RNA, 1404 nt
Organism: Paramecium sonneborni
Lineage: Eukaryota; Ciliophora; Oligohymenophorea; Peniculida; Parameciidae
Source: the annotation of a GenBank genome assembly
AUGUAAGAACAAUUGAAAUUAAAUUACUAAGAUCAAUUCUCUGAUUACUCUGAUGAUGAAGAAGAUGCAGAAGACUGUCGAAAUUAUGCUAUUGGCUGUUUUCAUCCUGUAUUUAUUGGAGAAGUGUUUCAUGGAAGAUAUGUAGCAAUUUAAAAGCUAGAAUUUGGUCAUGAUUCAACUAUAUGGCUUGCUAAAGAUUUUAAGACUAAUAAUUUUGUAGCUCUUAAAUUGUAAAGAAGUGCUCCUAGAUCAUAAGAGGCUGUAUUAUUAAGAAAAUAAAUAGGCAUUAAAUGAAAUUGAGAUCCUUUAGACUAUUCACAAAAAAUCAAAAUUAAUCAAUAUUGUAAAAUUAUUGCAUGUAUUUUUGCAUAAAGGUCUAUUUGGAUAACAUUUUGUAUUGGUAUUUGAAAUGUUGGGAAUUAAUCUAUUAAGAAUCUCUCAUUCAACAGAAGAUAGAGGAUUAAAUCUUGAUCAAUGCAAAUCCAUUAUUAAAUAAAUUCUUAUUGCUUUAGACUUUUUGCAUAGAGAAUGUGGAAUCAUUCAUGCUGAUUUAAAACCUGAAAAUAUUAGAGUUUGUUUAACUAAUGAAUAAGUUAAGGAAUUAGUUGAUAAAGGUUAAAUCACUUAACGAUAACAAUUCUAAGAUAAUAUAAAACAUUAUCAAAAAUAAUCAUCAUCAGAAAAAAAGAAAGAAAAAAGAAAAAGAUAAAAAGAAAAGAAAAAGUUAUUAUCUAUAAAACAGAAACUACAAUGGAUGGUGGGUUUGGACAAAAGGUAGAAUACUUAGAUAAAUGUAGAAUAUUUUAAAUAAAGAUUGUGGAUUUUAGUAAGGCUUGUUUGAUCAAUCAUCAUAGAUAUGAGACAAUAUAAACUUUGUAAUAUAGAGCCCCAGAAGUCAUUAUGGGGUAAUUCUAUACAACCUCUGCUGAUAUUUGGAGUUUGGCUUGUAUUGCAUUUGAAUUGAUAACUGGAGACUGUUUGUUUGAAAUCCAAAAUAAUGAUGAAUUGACUCAUCUUGCUUACAUUUAAUAAAUUUUAGGACCUUUUCCUAUUGAAUUUACUUGUGUAGGAAAGAAUUGUAAAAAGUACUUUUCACAUAAUGGAGUGCUUAGACACUUCAAGGUGAGUGAAUACUAUACUAUGGAAUAAAUCUUAGUUUAGAAGUAAGAAUAUUGAAAAAUAAAGAGAUACUAGAUGGAUAAAGUAGAAGCAAAUCUAUUUGCAGAUUUUUUAUUACCUAUGUUGAAUGUUAUACCUUAUAAAAGAGCUACAGCUUCAUAAAUGUUGAAACAUCCUUGGAUAAGUAAAUAACAAUUUAAAUUUUAUUAUUUUAUUGAAUAAACAUUUAUAGAUAAUGAGCAUGAAUGUGAUGAAGAGGACUUAAUUAAUAAGCAUCUUUUAUGA